CCGCGCGUCGCGUUUGAGGGGCCGGGGCCAUGGCGUCCUGGGCCGCGCUUUCGCCCAGCAUCGUGGAAUAUUUCGAGAGCGAGGACUUCUACCGCUGCGGCUACUGCAAGAACGAGUCGGGCAGUCGCUCCAAUGGCAUGUGGGCACAUUCAAUGACUGUGCAGGAUUAUCAGGAUCUCAUAGACCGAGGAUGGCGAAGAAGCGGGAAAUAUGUGUACAAACCUGUCAUGAAUCAAACAUGUUGUCCUCAGUAUACCAUAAGGUGCCGACCUUUACAGUUUCAGCCAUCAAAAUCUCACAAGAAGGUUUUGAAAAAAAUGUUGAAAUUUCUGGCUAAAGGGGAAAUUUCAAAAGGAAAUUGUGAGGAUGAGCCCAUGGAGCCCACUGUGGAGGAUGCCGUUUCCAGUGACUUUGGGUUAAUAAAUAAAUUGGAUAUACACUGUGACCUUAAAACAUUCAAUGAUGACCUCAAGAAGAGCUUGGAGAGUGAAGAGAGGAAGAAAGCAAAGAGGGAAGAAUCUAAUGAGAUAACCCGUUCACAAGAUAUGGAAGAGAAGUUGGGCUCUGGUGAACCAUCGUGUUCAGUUAAAGUGCAUACAGCUCCUCAGCCAGGGAGAGGGGCAGAUUUGAGUAAGCCUCCAUGUCGAAAAGCAAAGGAGAUCAGGAAAGAAAGGAAAAGGUUGAAACUCAUGCAGCAGGACCCAGCUGGAGAACGCGAGGGCUUCCAGGCUCAGUGUCAGCCCUCAUCUUUGCUCCCACCAAAGACUAAAUCCAACCAACCCAAGUCGCUUGAAGAUUUAAUUUUUGAAUCGUUACCAGAGAAUGCAUCACACAAGUUAGAGGUGAGGUUAGUACCUGUCUCCUUUGAGGACCCAGAGUUCAAGUCGUCCUUCAGCCAGUCAUUUUCUUUGUAUGUCAAGUAUCAAAUGGCCAUACACCAGGAUCCGCCCGAUGAAUGUGGGAAGACCGAGUUCACAAGAUUCCUUUGCAGCUCACCUUUGGAGACAGAGAAUUCCCCUAAUGGACCAGAUUGUGGUUAUGGCUCCUUUCACCAGCAGUACUGGCUUGAUGGGAAGAUCAUUGCUGUGGGGGUGAUUGACAUUCUUCCAUUCUGUGUAUCGUCUGUAUAUUUGUACUACGAUCCCGAUUAUUCAUUUCUGUCUUUGGGUGUCUACUCUGCGCUCCGAGAAAUUGCUUUUACUAGGCAACUUCAUGAGAAAACACCUCAACUCAGCUAUUACUACAUGGGUUUCUACAUUCAUUCGUGUCCCAAGAUGAAAUAUAAGGGUCAGUACAGACCAUCAGAUUUGCUGUGUCCUGAGACGUAUGUUUGGGUUCCCAUUGAGCAAUGCCUGCCUUCACUUGAGAAAUCCAAGUACUGCCGUUUCAACCAGGACCCGGAAGCAGUGGACGAAGGUCGCAGCAAGGAACCUGACCGCCUGCAGGUGUUCUACAAGAAAGCCAUAAUGCCUUACGGUGUUUACAAGAAGCAGCAGAGAGACCCGAGAGAGGAGGCGGCUGUGCUGCAGUACGCGAGGCUGGUGGGGCAGGCGUGCUCCGAGCGGAUGCUGCUGUUCCGAAACUGAUCAGCCUGUUCGCCUCUCCUGCCCCCCGAGCCCCUGGGCGCUCCUGCGCUGCCCUGCCGACAUGUACCGCGGUGCGAGUUCAUCACCUGGGGGAAACUCUCUAACCCUCCACAGAUUAGACUUUCUAAUUUUGAUGGCUGUGUAGCUUUUCUAAAAUAUUUUGUGGCAUAUGUGUUUGUGAAAAUCUCAUGGUUAAUGAUAAAGCUUUUAAAACUGUGUUA
Messenger RNA from Budorcas taxicolor (takin), 1807 nucleotides. It is a transcript of the gene ATE1, whose product is annotated as arginyltransferase 1. The record is from RefSeq and is a predicted model, not a curated record. Bases 30 to 1586 code for a protein of 518 amino acids. Gene Ontology annotation, cellular component: cytoplasm. Gene Ontology annotation, molecular function: arginyl-tRNA--protein transferase activity. Lineage: Eukaryota; Metazoa; Chordata; Mammalia; Artiodactyla; Bovidae. The transcript has 12 exons. Gene Ontology annotation, biological process: protein arginylation.